This is a messenger RNA of Paramecium sonneborni, 1800 nucleotides long. The record is from the annotation of a GenBank genome assembly. Lineage: Eukaryota; Ciliophora; Oligohymenophorea; Peniculida; Parameciidae.
AUGUUUUAUUUGAGUUUACUAUUUUAAAUUAGUUUAUGCUUGGGGGAAUUGGAGAUUAUAGAAACAAAGGAAUCUUCUGAAACUUUUACAACUCAUAUGGGAGAGCCAAACAUAAUAUAUUGGAUACCAUAAGCAGAAGAUGCUAUAUUAAUACCUUUUUAAUAGAAUAGCUUUUGUUAAAUAAGAUAAUAAACUGUUUAAACAGAAACAUAAUAAUUUACAAUCAUUUAAUAGGAUGAUUUUAAAGAGUAAAUUAUGAGAAUAAAAUUUUAGUUAUGAAUUUGAGAAGGAUACUCCAUUAAAUUUUAGAGAAUUUAUUGGUAUGGUGCAUGUAAAUGAUGGAAUGUUAGCAAUAACUUCUGAUGCUGUAGCAUAUUUAAUAAAAUUUAAUUAUGACAAUGUUCUAUAAAAAUAAGGAUUUACAAUGUAUGGAAAUGCUAAAGAUUUUGCAGGUGUAACAUGGAAAGCUAAUCUUUAAACAGUUCUGGAAUCAAUAGAGGCAAAAGAAGAAUUACCAUAAUUAGUAUAUUCAAAAUAAAAUAAUUGGGCUUUUGUUAUAUAUUCUGAUUCUGCAUAAUUUUUUAGUGUAAGUUAGAUGGAGGAAAAUAUUAAAAAUAUGUAUGUUAAUUAUGUAUAGAAUUGGGUUAAAAGAGAGGAAAGAGGAUUGACAAAAGUAAUUGAUGGAUAUCUAUUUUCAGCAGUUGGAAGAGCAGGAAUGGAUAUAUAUGAAAUAAAAGAGAAUGAUGUUUAUUAUAGAUAGACAAUAACAUUUAGAGAUUUUAAUUUAAAAAAUGAAUAAUUAGAAUUAAAAGACUUUGCAAUUGUUAAAGCAAAAGUUGGAUAAUAUCAAAUAUAUUUACUUGAUGCUAAAUAAGGUUUAAUUGUAGCUUAUAUGUUUAUUAAUAAAGAAGGUUUUUAAUUUGAAAUAGCAGUUGAUAUAGAAUCUCAAAAAGGUGGAAUUGCUGUUGAUACUAAAAAUGGUAAAAAUGUAUUUGUUGCAUAUCAAGUUAAUGGAAUUCAUUUUUAUGUUGAAUAUUUAGUCAAUUUUAAUGAAAAAUCUUAUUCAAUAAUUACAAAAAAAGAAAGUAAUUAUAGAAUAUUAGAUGUUGAUGCUACAGAUGAAUUUGCUAUAAUCAGUGGUGUAAAUCAUCAUUAAAUUGUUUUUAAUAAUGGAUAUGAAUUUAUUGCUCCUCAUUAAGAUAAGAUUAUGUUUACUUAAAUAGGAAUGAGAGAUUUUUAAUUUUUCUAAUAUACUUAUGAAGAAGAUGAAUUAAAAAAAGCUGCUAAAGAUGACUAUUAAUAUGAUGAUUUUUUCUUUGGUGUAACUGCCACAAAUGCAUUUCUUACUUAAUUUAGAUUUGUUCCUGCAAGAGUUGUUUGUUUUGCUGAUCAUAGUAAUUAUAUUUCAUUAUUUAGAUGCUCAGGGAUCUCUUAAAUAAUAUUAUACAUUAUAAUAUAAUUAAUCAUUUACUGAAAAUAACAAUGUUUCUCCCAAUAAAAUUAUCAGAACAACUAAAAAUUUUACUGUUCAAAUUGUAACAACUUAUUUAUUUGCAUAACAAUGGAGACUUAUCAGAAUCUUACUUAUUUUAUUAGGAAUAAUCAUUUUAAUAUCCAGUAUCUAUUAUAAUCAUUUAUUUAUUUAGUUGGAAUUAUAAUCUAUUAGUUUAGAAAAUUUAGAAUUUAAGAAUUAACUUUAGAAAAUGAAAUUGAUUAAGAGAGAAAAAAAUAAGUUGAUGAUAGUGGUUUCAAACUUAAUGAUUCUUCCGUGAUUAUGAAGGUUUAAAAAGUUGAGUGAGU